AUGUCGAAGCUUCUGCAAACAGAAAUUCAGCAGAAGCUCAGCCAAGCAAAUAUGCGAAUAGCCGACUGGCUGGGUGGCGAGAGCAGUGGGUCACCGGAAAAGAACGCUUUUGAGGACUUACCCGUGAUCAAGCCGGGCGCAGGUCUUGAUCUGUCCUCAGAUGCGGCUAGAAUAGGCGAUUUCACGUCAGGAAAGGUGGUGAAAAAAGUGAAGAACCCUCAACGACCGCAGUCUCGGUCGCUGCAGGCGCUGCAGAACAAGCUACGAAAUGCCAACAGAGACAAGGCGCGCGCCAGAGUGGAAAAAACGAAGCGGGAGGCCACAAGGCCAGCCUCGGGUGAGGAUGACUCGGAUGAGGACGAGGUGGUGCAACGGAAACGAAGCGGUACCACCGCCAAGAAGGUCAGUAAGCGGCCAUUUUAG
Ogataea parapolymorpha DL-1 is the source of this 423-nucleotide messenger RNA. RefSeq lists its product as uncharacterized. Lineage: Eukaryota; Fungi; Ascomycota; Pichiomycetes; Pichiales; Pichiaceae. Gene Ontology annotation, cellular component: 90S preribosome. The transcript has a single exon. Bases 1 to 423 code for a protein of 140 amino acids. Gene Ontology annotation, biological process: ribosomal small subunit biogenesis. The record is from RefSeq and is a predicted model, not a curated record.